This is a messenger RNA of Aspergillus ibericus CBS 121593, 467 nucleotides long. RefSeq lists its product as uncharacterized. The transcript has a single exon. NCBI's taxonomy places the organism in Eukaryota, Fungi, Ascomycota, Eurotiomycetes, Eurotiales, Aspergillaceae. Bases 124 to 372 code for a protein of 82 amino acids. The record is from RefSeq and is a predicted model, not a curated record.
AAGAAGAAAAAGAUCAUGGCGGCGAUCGCAGGCUCGCCACCAGUAUUUAAACGAGAAAAUGGCGGGGAGCUAGAUCGGCCUAGCUGAGCCAGGAACGAAGAUGACUCCUUUGCUUGCCAAAAAAUGCGCCAACAGGCUGAGUGGUGGAGCCCAACCGGUGGGCGAACCAACCAUCCACUGCCGAUCCGGAGCUGGCCACUGCGCUAUCGCAGACUACAGGGUUUGUCCGUGACGAUUCCAGUCAUCACAGCAGAUGGGGGAUUUUCUUUUUUAGCUGCGUGGAGCUGGUGCUUUCUGGUGUCUCGAGGUGAUUCCGCGUUCGCACCUCGGCUAUUGCCCCCAGUGGCUGGCUUGGCGCCGAUGCCGGGAUGACUCUUCCUUAGUACUUGAUACUUAGGGCUAUUGCAUUCACCGAAGAUGUCAGCCGUGCAGCACAAAAGAGUGAACGGGAUGGCAAACAUUAUCUG